Apodemus sylvaticus (European woodmouse) is the source of this 288-nucleotide messenger RNA. RefSeq names its product zinc finger protein 431-like. The record is from RefSeq and is a predicted model, not a curated record. NCBI's taxonomy places the organism in Eukaryota, Metazoa, Chordata, Mammalia, Rodentia, Muridae. Gene Ontology annotation, biological process: regulation of DNA-templated transcription. The transcript has 3 exons. Bases 1 to 288 code for a protein of 95 amino acids.
AUGGGUGGUGCUCAUGUCACUCAAUACACCCUGGCCAAUCAAACCUUUAAGACAGACCUGCCACUCAAAGAGGAGGAAGGUUCUUCCGGGUGCCAGAAUGCAGUAACCUAUGAUGAUGUGCAUGUGAACUUCACUUGGGAUGAAUGGGCUUUACUGGAUCCUUCACAGAAGAGUCUCUACAGAGAUGUGAUGCUGGAGACCUACAGGAAUCUCAAGGCUAUAGGCUACAAUUGGGAAGAUGACAAUAUUGAAGAACAUUUACCAAGUUUUAGAAGACAUAGAAGGUAA